AUGUCGACAAUAUUACAUCCGGAACUUCUUUCCCAAAUCCGGAACCCUGAGUCUCUCAAGUCCCGCGUAGCUUCCCUCCGAGUCCUUAAGAACGACUUGAUCGGCCACGAGCAUAAAAAGCAAACCGCAGUCGAAGAAGGCAUUGUGCCCGUUUUGUCUGCGGUGCUCGCGAGUCCCAUUCUCGCUGGAAAGGACCCGGCUACUGCACAGGCAAACGGAAAUGGAAUAUUCUCGAUUCAACAUGAUGGCUCCGCCGAUACUUCUCACCUCGAGGCAGUCAUAUAUCAGCAGUCUGGCGCAAGGAACCUGUCUCUGGGUGAACCCAAGAGAGGACCAUGGGGCCAACCUAUCGGCCUCGUCAUACCCAAACAAAACUCUUCGAAUCCCAUUGACUCGCUCUUGCCAACCGUCCCAUUUCCGCAACCUACAGGCUCAACGAGUUUCCCGCCCUUGGGAUCUCAUGCCUCCUUUGAUAAACCUAGUCAAUUUUUCAGUCCUCUCUCAGCAUAUAGCGAAUCGGCAUUGCCCUCUGAUGAACACGAAUGUGCCAUAGUAUCAUGGCUAAUAUCCAUUGCAAGAGCAGAAUCCGAAAAAGACUACACUGCUCCGGAAGAUUUCGAUCCACACGAAACAGACACAGUCUCACAUACAUCAAGGGUAAUGGAAGAAGCACCCGCUGUGCUAGCUACUUUGAUUAUGGACAGCCGGGAGCUUCAAAGGCACGCAGCUGACGGCGGCGCCAUCAAAAAACUUUCGCAGAUGCUCAAGGAUUCGUUCAUUACGGCUGAAGGCUCUGGGAAAUCUCUAUGGAGUCCCGUGCCAAAUGGCCAUUCCCAGAAAAGCCUCCAACCGGAGAUGCUUCCCGGUCCCCCCGGGGUUUCUCCUUUAGUACUCCACAAAGUCAGAGUUCGCGAAGGCGUUCUUAAAGCGCUUGCUGCACUUUCGCUCUUCAGGGAAGACUACCGAAAGGCCAUCUGUGACAAUGGAGUUGUACCGUUUGUAAUUGACGCUUUAACGCCACACGAACCGGAGUCAAUUAAGAGCAACGGGGAAUCAAAGUCGACAGCCGUUGAAGGGAAUCCCAUUCCCACCCUUCUCGCUGCCUGUGCUGCUGCCCGGUCAUUAACCCGCUCUGUCAGUGUCCUACGCACGAACCUGAUCGAUGCGGGUGUUGCAAACCCCAUAUUUAAAUUGGUCAAAUCUCGUGAUGUCGAAGUCCAGAUUGCAGCCACUUCUGUGAUUUGCAAUCUAGCUAUGGAUUUCAGCCCUAUGAAAGAAGCAAUCAUUUCGGCAAACAUGAUCCCCACACUCUGCGAACACUCUCACUCCGAAAACACGAAACUCCGGUUGGAAUCAAUAUGGGCGUUGAAGCAUAUUGCAUAUAACUCCACCAACGAUGUGAAAAUGAAGAUUGUCGAAGCUCUUGAACCUACUUGGCUCAAGCGUGUCAUAUGCGAGGAUCCCGCGGAUCCAUCCAUUCGCCGAAAGGUCGAGGAGGAUAUCGCUGGAAUGACGAGUAAUGAAAUGGAGGUAACUCCGUCCUACGGAGAACGAACUGACCUUCAAAGUCUUGUGCAAAGUUACAACAGCAAAGACUCAGAACCGCAAAGCCCUGACCUUCGAAUGACUGAUACAAUCAUGCCAGCGAAAACUAGCCUUGAUACGUUUUUGACGGAUAGCGCCCGGCGAAGGAAGCUGGCGUUGAAUGGUGAUCUUGACCAUACGAAACAAAUGCGCCGAGAUGACAUACAGGUUCAAGAGCAGACCCUUGACCUCGUGCGGAAUCUGAUAUGUGGGAAUGGAGCUCCAGAAAUGAUUGACUUUCUAUUUCAAGAAGUCACAGAUCUCUUUGAUAUUCUUGCCGAUAAGCUGCGCCCCCGGCUUCUCCCUAGUUCAAGUCGCAAAGACUCGGCAUCCAAAGCGGCAUCGGUUCCCACGGAGAUCCUCUGUUCGGUAACGUACAUUAUGAUUCAUGUCGCUGCGGGAUUACCGCGACAUCGACAGUUGCUCGCCCAACAUCCCGAACUAUUGAAACUUAUAAUGCCUCUCUUCUCGCACGCGAAUAAGCAAGUUCGGGUUAAUUGCGUAUGGGUUGUAAUCAAUCUUACUUUUGUGGAUGACCAAUGCGACCACAACUGCUGUCGGGAACGUGCUGCGAAGCUUCGAGACCUUGGUGUUCUAGAAAGACUUGCGAGGCUAGAAGAGGAUCCUGAGUCUGAUGUGAGGGAACGGACAAAAACGGCAUUGCAUCUAAUGGGGCUAUUAUUGACUGGCUAG
Messenger RNA from Uncinocarpus reesii 1704, 2277 nucleotides. RefSeq lists its product as uncharacterized. Gene Ontology annotation, biological process: proteasome-mediated ubiquitin-dependent protein catabolic process. Lineage: Eukaryota; Fungi; Ascomycota; Eurotiomycetes; Onygenales; Onygenaceae. The record is from RefSeq and is a predicted model, not a curated record. Gene Ontology annotation, molecular function: protein binding. The transcript is spliced from 4 exons. Bases 1 to 2277 code for a protein of 758 amino acids. Gene Ontology annotation, cellular component: GID complex.